AUAGGAAUUCCAGACUCAAUCUGGCAUUGCUAAUUUUAGAUGUUCUGAGAUCUUUAAGUUUAUCUACAACUAGCUAGAUAAGAUACAUCUCUUAAACUGUUAAUUGAAUAAUAUUCCUUAUGGGUGAACCAGAAGCAUGUAGUGAUGGGAUAGAAGUUAAUGUACUGUUCCCAACAAAAGAAGAGAAAAUGUUGACAAACAUGUUACUAACUGAUGUGGUUGGCAGGGAUCUGACUGUUGAGCAGGUCAAGACACGGCUAUUUCAAGAAGAGGGUAUCCCAAAUAGUUCUAUCUUCAUUUUGGCUUUCCACGAUGAGCUUACAAACAGAUAUAUUAAUCCUAAUCAAUCCAAUUUAAUCACUGAUUACUCAGAUUAUUUUGUAUCAGGCCAGUUUACUAUCAUCUUCUUAGAAUGUUCAGGAUAAAAUACACGAGAAUACACGAAACAUUCUACAGAUGCUACAGAAGAAUUGUUGGCCAGAUGUCACUGAAUUGCUUAGAUUUGUACAGAGUUUCUCUAAGUGCCCUUAGUUUAUCUAUAAGUUAAUCAAUUAUUAAACAACUUUUAAGGCCAAUAAAGUAAAUAAAUUAUUA
Molecule: messenger RNA, 594 nt
Organism: Biomphalaria glabrata
Lineage: Eukaryota; Metazoa; Mollusca; Gastropoda; Planorbidae
Exons: 4
Coding region: 120-425 (101 amino acids)
Source: RefSeq, a predicted model, not a curated record